AUUCACUUCCUCAGUAAAACUUGAGACUCUGUACACAAUAGUCGAUUUAUUUUCCAUCUCUUUUGCAAAAAAUUAGAAUUUUUCUAUUUUUAAUGUUUAAAAAAUUAUCAUUGAUCUUAAAAAUCAAUAGCAGUUAAAUUUACAAUUUGUUUUUUAUUCACAGGAAAAAAAAUUUGUCCACCAGUAUAAAAAAAGAAAAAUGGAUGAUAUUAAUGAGAAAAGUGAUCCAAUAAGAGGAAUAGGAUUUUUAUCAUCUUAUUUACCAGAUGAAGUAAAUUCUGAAACAGAAACAAAAAAUACUUUUCCACCUCCAUAUCAUUUAGAUUUGUCAUUUGAUCAAAAUCCACCACCUUAUACAACAAAUUUAUCUGAUGGCAAUAAUUUUUCAUCAAAAAUCACAAAACCACCUCCAUAUGCUUCCGAAUCAACAGACGAUGAUUGCAAUAAUGGUGAUGUUAAUUCACCAUUAACAAAACGUCUCUAUCCAGAAAUACCAACUGCACCAUCAAUUGAUGAAAUUGAAUAUAAAACAGGUUUAACUGAACAUGAAAGAAGUUGUAUUUUAACUGCAUUAUCAAAAAUGAAGGACAAUGUUUUAUGGAAAUCACAUGAGGAGAAGAGAAAUUUUUCUCUUGCUGAAGAUGAAGUAAUUGAAUUAUUACAUAAUGUUGAAUCGAGACUUACCAAUUCGGAAAAGGAUGAACUUUUGACCGAAAUAAGGAAAAUUAAUAAAAUACGAAACGAUGAAAAAGUCAAAAAUCAUGGACUUACACAAAAUGAAUUUCAAUGGCGCCAAAAUCUUGUGACAAUUGGACUGAAAAUUUUUGAAGUGGCAUUGAGUGUUACAGUUUUUGUCAAUUUAACUGAUUCUAAACGUCCUUUAAAUCGACGUUUAUUCGUAUUGUUUUUUGAAUUAAUUGGAAUAAUUUCAACAUGCUUUUUGGUAUAUUACUGGUGGUGUGACGCUAAUAAAUCACGCAAUAUUCGCAUAAUGGACUGCAUUUUUUGUGUAUUUAGUGCAACAGGCUGUGCAAUAGCUGCUUAUUAUUUUCCAUUUUAUGGAAAUUCGAUAUAUACAUUUUCUGGUAUGAUAAUUUACGCGCUUGACUUUCUUUGGAAAUUUUAUUGCUAAAUAUACAUUUGCUGUGAUAUUAAACAUAUACAUAUAAUAAUCAUAUAUAAAAGGCUAAUUAGUAAAUAAGCACUGCUUGUUUAUACUAGUUAUUUUCAAAAAUGCUCAAAGUAUAUUCUAUUCUAUUAUCGCUUAUAUAAUUAUAUUUUAGAUUAUUACAUUAUUUUUUAUACUCUUCUGCGGUUUGAUAUAUUUUACAUUUUAUUAUAGUAAUCUUUGUUUUGAAUAAAUUCAAGUUAUUAAAUUUAAAUUUAUU
Leptopilina boulardi is the source of this 1388-nucleotide messenger RNA. RefSeq lists its product as uncharacterized. The transcript has 5 exons. Bases 200 to 1132 code for a protein of 310 amino acids. The record is from RefSeq and is a predicted model, not a curated record. Lineage: Eukaryota; Metazoa; Arthropoda; Insecta; Hymenoptera; Figitidae.